Messenger RNA from Callorhinchus milii (elephant shark), 4322 nucleotides. Its product is annotated as exostosin-1. Gene Ontology annotation, cellular component: membrane. The record is from RefSeq and is a predicted model, not a curated record. Lineage: Eukaryota; Metazoa; Chordata; Chondrichthyes; Chimaeriformes; Callorhinchidae. Gene Ontology annotation, molecular function: glycosyltransferase activity.
CGAGACGGAUUGUUGCAGAUGACAACCCGGCGAAAAGGGGACAUCAGCCAAAUAAUAACACACGAGUGAGUGGACUGUGAUUCCGGGCGAAGAGAGACAGCCUCGCGGGAUGAAUGUCACUCUCUCAGGAAGAGUAGAACACUCGAAGAAAGAAAAAAGUUGUUCCCGAUGACAGGCUCCUGCACUGUGACCGCCACACAAGACCCAGCGGCCCCCCGCUCGCCCACAUGCAGGCCAAGAAAAGGUAUCUUCUAGUGUCAUUCGGCGCCUGUCUUUUGCUGCUUUUCUACCUGGGAGGAGUGCAGUUCCGACAGCUGGCCUCGAAAUCCCCCUCAUCUUCCUCAUCCUCAUCACUGUCACCCGCUCACCUUCGCAGCGACCUGAAAGAUCAGGGCUCACCCCCCAUCAGACGCCGCUGGCCCGUCUGGAUUAGCCCCUUGAGGAACUACGUGGGCACGGAGGAUGGGCGAAGCGAUGAAGAGGAGGAGGAGGAGGAUGCCCAGCUUGCUGUCAACCGGACUUUCCCCAGAGAGAGGAGAGAGAUCAAGGAAAACGUUUACAAGAAUCGAAAAUGCAGGAUGGAGACGUGCUUUGACUUAUCACUGUGCCAGAGGAACGGCUUCAAAGUGUACGCGUACCCGCUUCAAAAGGGGGAGAAAAUAUCUGAAAGUUACCAGAAAAUCAUCAAUAUUAUCGAGGAUUCGCGGUACUAUACAUCAGAUCCGAGACAGGCAUGCUUGUUCGUCCUUAGCAUCGAUACUUUGGACAGAGAUCAACUCUCAUUUCAAUACGUUCACAAUGUGAAAACUAAAAUUCAAAGCCUCCCACUCUGGAAUAACGGGAGGAAUCACCUUAUAUUCAAUCUGUAUUCAGGGACCUGGCCUGAUUAUACGGAAGAUUUAGGGUUUGAUAUCGGCCAGGCAAUGUUAGCCAAAGCCAGUAUCAGCAUGGAUAACUUUAGACCAAAUUUUGACGUGUCCAUCCCGUUAUUUUCCAAAGAUCAUCCUCAAAAAGGAGGCGAGAGGGGCUGGCUUAUGUACAAUAAUGUGCCACCUACAAGAAAAUACUUGCUAGUUUUUAAAGGUAAAAGAUACCUAACUGGUAUUGGGUCUGAAACCAGAAAUGCUUUGUACCACGUACACAAUGGGGAAGAUAUUAUUUUAUUAACUACUUGUAAACAUGGAAAGGACUGGGAAAAACACAAAGAUGCUAGAUGUGAUAAAGACAACGAAGAAUAUGAAAAGUUUGAGUACCAGGAAUUGCUGCACAAUUCAAGCUUUUGUCUUGUCCCAAGAGGCAGAAGGCUAGGCUCGUUCCGAUUUCUGGAGGCUCUUCAGGCUGCCUGCAUCCCAGCAUUAUUGAGUAAUGGUUGGGAGCUAACAUUUUCAGAGAUCAUUGAUUGGAGUAAAGCGGCUAUUAUUGGGGAUGAGAGGCUUCUUCUUCAGAUCCCGUCAAUAACUAGAUCUAUAGACCAUGACAAAAUACUGGCACUUAAGCAACAAACACAGUUCCUUUGGGACGCUUAUUUUUCUUCGGCAGAAAAAAUAGUAUUAACGACUUUAGAGAUUAUACACGAUAGGAUAUAUUCCCAUAUAGCAAGAAAUACUUUCAUUUGGAAUAAACCGCCAGGAGGACUGUACAUAUUACCACAGUAUUCUACAAAUUUAGCUGCUUUUCCAUUUUAUUAUUUAAGUAUGGGUAUAAGCCCAACAGAGGCGUUCACAGCAGUCAUUCAUGCAGUCUCCCCUCUCCUAUCGCAGUCCCAACCAAUUGUAAAACUGAUAUUAGCUGUUUCUAAAUCAAAAUACUGCACUCAGAUUAUAGUGUUAUGGAACUGUGACAGACCUUUACCACCCAAGAGCAAGUGGCCCUCCACCCCAGUGCCUAUAACUGUAAUUGAAGGAGAAAGUAAGACAAUGAGCAGCCGUUUCUUUCCAUAUGAUGCCAUCCAGACAGAUGCUGUACUAAGUUUAGAUGAAGACACUGUGUUGUCAACCAAUGAGGUUGAUUUUGCCUUCAUUGUAUGGCACAGCUUCCCAGAUCGCAUAGUUGGUUACCCAGCCCGCAGCCAUUACUGGGACAACAGCAAAGGACGAUGGGGCUACACAUCAAAGUGGACAAAUGAGUACUCCAUGGUUCUAACAGGAGCCGCAUUUUACCACAGAUACUAUCAUUACCUGUACAACUAUUACUUGCCAGCAAGUCUUCACAGCAUGGUAGACCAGAUGGCUAACUGUGAAGAUAUUCUAAUGAACUUCCUGGUUUCAGCCAUCACCAAACUCCCACCAAUUAAAGUCACGCAGAAAAAGCAGUACAAAGAAACUAUGAUGCAACAGGGGUCAAAGACAUCCCGCUGGGCUGAUCCAGAUCAUUUUGCGCAGCGCCAGACCUGCAUGAACACUUUUGCUAGCUGGUUCGGUGUCAUGCCACUCAUCCACUCACAAAUGAGGCUGGAUCCCAUCCUUUUCAAAGACCAAGUCUCCAUCCUGCGGAAGAAGUACCGGGAUAUUGAAAGAUUAUAGAGCCCAGCGCAGUGGUCUGAGCUGUACUGCAAAAGCUGCUCUUAUAUGCCUGUGAUAAUUGCCUGGUCUUAAGGGGUCACUGGAAAACUCCUGGCAAGACUGAGACACAAGACAAAAGUACAGCAACAAGAACACUGCCUUCUGGGGACCAAGUGACAAUGACCUCAGUGCAACCAGAAGGUUAGCUGCCAUAUUGAAUGGUUAUUCGAGGUGUUUCCAGUCAUGUUCUUUCUUUUACUUUGUCAAGGUAAAACUAAAUUUCUGACAAUCGUGCCUAACCAUUGAGGGUUUGAGGGGUAAACAACACAUAACAAAAAUAUGGUCAAAGAAUGUACACGUUCUGUUUAAAGCUUGCAAAGGGAUUAUAUAGCUCAGCUAAACACAGAUGUUUUAGUUUAUUCAUUUGUCUGUAUUUUAAGUUUGCUUUGUUUGUCAAAUUCUCAGCUCUUACAUUUUAAUUACUUCUCGAUGUCUGAUGUGUCUUUUUAAAUGGUCAAAAAUAUAUUCAAUAAAAAACAACUUUUCUGCAGCAACCACAAUAAGGAAUACUGGUCAAAGCAAAUCUCAAUGUGCACAAGGUAUUUUUUGAAAUUCUACUGCAAGCUGGGUGCAAAUAUAAACCUUAACAAAUGCUAAAGGUAAAUUUGUACACAAUUGUACUCAGAGCUGGAAGGAACCAGUGACCUGUAUCCCUUGAACCCUAAAUCUGACAAGACCAUCGGAAUAGGGAUUUGAGUAUAGUAAUGGGUCACAACAUGCAAUUUUAAUAUCACAUAGAUUAGGAAUGCUUCAUGUAGUUACAGGUAUUGGUAUUUUUAGUAUAUCCAGUAUACAGUAUGUUCUAUCUCAUGAUCUUGGUAGGUACAGGAAAGGGACCAAUGGCAAAGCCCUGGUGAAUGAAUGCUUUUAAAUUUCUACUGGGUUUGGACCAGUAAUAGUCAGAACAAAUAUUUUAACUUUAACUUAAAAAUAAGUACUCCACAUAUUCCAAAAUAAAUUGACAGACCCAUUUGAAAUGGCAUGAUCCUAGGUCACUUUUACUAGUAGCUGUAGCAGUGAGUUUGUCUGGCCAAUUGUUUGCAAAUUGUAAGCUGCUUUUCUAUCUUUUCCUAAAGCACAAAGGUUAGAAUUAUUGAUUAAUUCUGCUUCUGUGCUAAACCUUUCAAAGCAGAGAAAGUAAUGAGUCAUUUCAAAUCUGGCUGCAUCAGUGUUAUACGGAUUGCCAGAUCUAAAUAAUCUGAAAAAUAAUUCAAAAUGCAAGUGGCACUUUAUGGUGAUACUGGUUUGUCAUUGUGAUUUCAUGUUAUGCCCUUAUUAAUGUUUUGAAUAUAAACAAAUUGCACCUAUUACUGCAAGAGAAUCUUAUCUUAGGGAAUGCAUUUUAUUUGUUUUUUGUGGUCCUGAAAAAUCUAUGUGCCUACAAAGAUCCUUUUAUGAAGCAAAACCUCUUCAUUGACACAGCAGGAGUCACAGUUGUCUAAAGUAAAGCCUAAUUAUUGACAGUCAAAAGGUUACUGCUUUGGCUGGAUCAUGGAGAUGGAAUGAGCAGCGGAAACAAGAGUGUGGUUUGUUGGGCCAGAUUACCUCUGGAAAUGAAUCUCAUUAACUCUUUCAACAACAACAACUUGCAUUUAUAUAGCACCUCUCACACAGGGUAGCAUCCUACAGUGCUUUCUCCUCCGCCCCCUCACCUGUGGUUUAUAGUUAACAGUAUAAAACAGUAUAUGGGGAGAUUUCUUAACAAAGUAAUCUAAAUAAAUAUAUGAUUCAACAACAACAACAAGAAAAUUACAUUUGUAU